Messenger RNA from Rodentolepis nana, 594 nucleotides. The record is from the annotation of a GenBank genome assembly. NCBI's taxonomy places the organism in Eukaryota, Metazoa, Platyhelminthes, Cestoda, Cyclophyllidea, Hymenolepididae.
AUGGAGCUACGAGUUGGUAAUAGAUACCGACUGGGUCGCAAAAUCGGCAGUGGCUCCUUUGGAGAAAUUUAUCUCGGCACUGAUGUAACAAACAACCAAGAAGUCGCUAUAAAGUUGGAAUGCGUAAACGCCAAACAUCCGCAAUUGAUGAUUGAAGCAAGGAUCUAUCGAAUACUGCAGGGCGGAUUUGGCAUCCCAACACUGAAGUGGUGGGGUAGGGAAGGCGACUACAAUGUCUUGGUAAUGCAACUUCUCGGGCCAAGUCUGGAGGAUCUAUUCAACUUUUGCGGUCGUCGCUUUCGUCUCAAAACGGUCAUCCUACUUGCAGAUCAAAUUCUUAUGCGCAUAGAAUACAUGCACAGCCGUAACUUCAUUCAUCGAGAUAUUAAACCAGACAAUUUUCUCAUGGGCCUUGGUAAACGUGGCAAUUGUGUCUACUUCAUUGAUUUCGGAUUAGCUAAACGAUAUCGCGACCCACGGACUCAUUUGCAUAUUCCCUAUCGGGAAAACAAGAAUCUGACUGGGACGGCGCGUUAUGCCAGUGUUAAUACACAUCUUGGAAUUGCUCGUUAUUUUUGUGCUCGGGGAACAUAA